AUGGUACGACGAAAAUCUCAGCCGAGAUCAAAUGUUCAAGUCAGUUCUUCAACACCCAGUGAAAAGUCAGCACGAUCGAGAAGACGCGAAGAUAAACCAUCACGCAAGAGACGCGUAUUAAAGGAUAUUAUAUAUCUUAAAAAGACCACGCAUCUACUUAUACCAAGAGCUUCGUUUCUUCGUUUAGUUAGACAAGUCUUUAUAGAAUUAUAUUCCCAUAUAUAUAGAAUACAAGUGAUUGCAUUAGAGGCACUGCAAGAGGCGUUAGAAAUGUAUAUGGUACAAUUUUUCGAAGAUUCAUUGUUGCUAACCAGUCAUGCGAAACGUGUUACACUUCAGUGGGAAGAUAUGAUCUUGAACCGACGAUUAAGAGGUCGAGCUGACAUUAUCAACAAAUAA
Molecule: messenger RNA, 399 nt
Organism: Polistes canadensis
Lineage: Eukaryota; Metazoa; Arthropoda; Insecta; Hymenoptera; Vespidae
Product: histone H3.3-like
Exons: 4
Coding region: 1-399 (132 amino acids)
Cellular component (GO): nucleosome
Molecular function (GO): DNA binding; protein heterodimerization activity; structural constituent of chromatin
Source: RefSeq, a predicted model, not a curated record